AAUGAUGGAAUCCUUCAUUUGUGAAGAGACCAUCAGUAAUGCCAAAACUGUAUCGGGGACCGUCUCUAAAAUAUUGGAAUCAAUGGCCACUCAGUACCACACUCAACUGAGGGCAAACCAAGACAUUCAGUAUAAAGUAACUGUGUUCGACCUUCGCACAGUUCCUGACAUAAAGCUCUGAGAUUAUAUCCUCAGAAUUAUGAAUAUGUCAAAGUGUGUUUAUAGAGAUCUCCUAGCAGCUCUUGUCUAUGUGGAUACUCUGAUUAAUAACGGAGCCAUUGGCGGGAUUUCUUUCCAUAAUGUCCAUAGACUUGUAGCACUCUCUAUAAUGAUCUCCACUAAAUUCUUCGAUGAUGUACACUAUUCAAAUGCUUCUUGGUCGAAGAUUGUCGGAAUCCCCUUGAGGGAACUCAAUAAUGCAGAAAUGAUUUUCUUACAAUCUCUUGGAUAUAACGUCAAUAUUCAAGGAGAAACACUGCAUAUGUGGUCCGAGUGGAUUUCACGCUUUGCUGACGAAAACCCGAUCCAGGAAAGAGAUCCUAAACACAUCACUGAACAGAGUGCACAGAAUCUCAGUGAAGAGGAGAAUCAAACUGAAUCUUGUGAUUCAGCUAUCACCUUGUAAAUAACUUGUACGGGAGAAUUUUGAGGAAGGAGAGGCCAUCUCCACUUUGUAACCUCUGACUAGGUUUAUUACUUAGUCACGUUAAUCAGAGAUUUUCGGAUUUCUUUUCCACCAAAAUUCUUCGAGAAUUAGGAUGCUCUGCUAGAGCAAUACUGAUUUACUACUUAAAGUAAUGAGUGCAUUGCUUGUCCGAGUGACUCGCACGAGAUACGGACCUGACGCAUCUCCGUAACGGCAGGUAAUUGGAGUGCUGAAUUACGUCUGAGUCUUCAUAAGCGUUUCACUUUAAGAAUGUAUUUUUAUUACUUUAACCAUAAUUUAAAAACUCAUCCUUUCAAAAAUCCUUGGCUGU
Molecule: messenger RNA, 977 nt
Organism: Moneuplotes crassus
Lineage: Eukaryota; Ciliophora; Spirotrichea; Euplotida; Euplotidae
Source: the annotation of a GenBank genome assembly